UGAGUUCUGACGUUGGUGUGGGCGGUACGACUGUGGGCUUCGCAACACAGCAUAAGUCAAAAACGUUGGGAUCAGUCACAGGUACAAUGGGACGCAGCAGCAGUCAUGCACCGCUGGUUUGUUCAAGAGUGCGGAAUUGUUUACACUGGUGAAUGCGAAGUGUAGAAAUCGUACGAUUUUAAUGAAAAUCGACAUUGAACUGUGGGGAGCCCAGUAAUUACCUUUGGAAAGUAAGGCGACAAAUGAAACCUGAUUGUGUGGGAAGAGAGUAACAGACGUUGACACAGACAUGUCACAGAGUUGCUGUCUGUGAAAUCUUCCUAUUUGAAAGCCUCUUACGUCAGUGGCACCGUGUGUUCUGUGUUAGAACUAAUAUUGGUGAGUGCUGGUAAGGUGAUGUGUAGAGGGGGAGGAGAGGCAUCGUCCUGGUGGCGGUGAUGGUGAUGGCUGGGGUGGUGGUGGUGCUGACGCGGGUGGUGGUGCUGAGGGAUCAGGGCGGCGACCUGACGCUGCAGGAGUCCCGCCGGGUCUGAGGAGCCAUCCCCUCGGGGCUCCAGCACCUCACUAUCGCAGCCAGAAUCAGUGGAUGUGAUAAUGGCAGGGCUGUGUGGGUGCUGGAAGUUGUCCUCACACGGCCACUGCGAUGGUUGCGGGUACAAGGUGUUGCUGCGGGGGGCUCUCAACCCGGGCGGGCAACCCUUCAAGCCAGACAAGCCGGCUCAACAGCGGGAGUUCCUGCCUCAGCCGGUCCUCAUUAAGAAGGAAAAGAAAGAUGAAUCUAAAUUUUCGCCAAUCGAGACGCCCAUCAGGCAGCUUCAGUCGUCUCCCUCCCAGCACCGCCGCCACUCCCACCCGUUCCACCUGACCACCGAGGCAGACAAGCCGCAGGAAUCGCAGUCGCACAGCUUGCAGCGGCGGCACCCGCACGCCCUGCCGCAGUCUUCCGCUUACAACGUUCCGCUAGCAAGCGACCCGCCAGAGCUGUUGCAGCAUCCGUGGGCGCAAGUGCCUGCGGCCUGUGCCAGCGGGGAGGCGAGUCACCCGUGCAGCAGAUACAGUGAAGAGCGGCACGAACAGCAAUGGGGCGGGUGUCGCUUGGGAGCCGCCUACCCACACCAGAUGUUGCUCAGCACUAUGCAGCCGCCCGAGGAACUACGAGCGCCUAGCCGGCCUCCGGUCCACCCGUCCCUCCAGCCUCUGGACGCCGUCCUUCAAGACAUUCCACACAUUCCCUCACUCCCCUCAUCACCACGUCCAGGCCACAGACCGCCACCGUUCGAAUUGAGUUCGUUCAUACCACCGCUCUCCCCGAGUGUCUUCACAAAGAGCGAGGAGGGCGGCUUCUUCAGCGGGAUUCUAGCUCUUGGACCUGCCUUGAACCUUCAUACCCGCUACCACGCUCUCAGUCUAGCGAGGGCGUCAUCCAGGUCCCAUACUGACCUCAGGGAGACCACGCCCCUCUCCUCAGCCUCCACUUCCCCGAAGUCCUCCUCAGGGUCGAGGCCGAACUCCAUGUAUAACUCGUUCACCCUUCCGCCGCCUCCACCUCCUCCAAGAGCCAGGAGGUUCAGCGUCCGCAAACCUCAGGAGAGUAACCGAAGUCAACCAGCCAUCGGUCUGAAGCAGACACAGAAGGCCAGGGGACGGGUGUGGUGGACCCUCAGGAGGCGGUGGACCAGCUCUUCGGAGCCGGGAGGGCCAGGGUGGUGGAUGCUGUUACCUCUACAAAGGUGACUGAGAGGGAGAUGAUCCUGGUCAACGGCGUGCCUGUGCAGCUGGUGGGGGAGGAUGGGGAGGCACGCUGAAGGCAGCGUUGCUGGCGGGGAGGUUGCCAGACCAAGCGCUGGUGAACCGGGUGCUGGCCUCCGUACUGGGUGCUGAGUUACGAGGAGUCACCAAAGUGGAGAGUA
Molecule: messenger RNA, 1910 nt
Organism: Cherax quadricarinatus
Lineage: Eukaryota; Metazoa; Arthropoda; Malacostraca; Decapoda; Parastacidae
Source: RefSeq, a predicted model, not a curated record